AUGCCCGUUACAAAGAGGGCCGCGGUCCCCUUCUCCCUCUCCCUGCAGCGCCCUCUGCUGGUGGCCUGCGAGCCCUUCCGCUCCUUCCUGGAGAAGUAUUGCCCCAUCGUGAGCGAGACCUUCUACCCCACCCCGUGGUGCUUUGAGGGCCGGCUCCAGACCAUCGUCCAGGCCUUCCUGAAGUCCUGCCCCCCUGUUUCCUACCACAGUGAGGUUCUUCGGACCCCUGAUGGGGGGCAGCUGUUGCUCGACUGGGCUGAGGAGGAGCGGGGCGGCCCCCACCACCCUGCCCCAGAGGCCUGCCCCAUUGUCCUCUUCCUGCCAGGCCUGACUGGGAACAGCCAAGAGGCCUACAUCCUGCACAUGGUGCAGAGCACCCGGCACCAGGGCUACAGGGCUGUCGUGUUCAACAACCGAGGAUGCAAAGGGGAGGAACUGCUGACUCCCCAGGCUUUCUGCGCAGACAGCACCGAAGACCUGGAGUUGGUGGUGGGCCACAUCCGGAGGGAGUUCCCCCGAGCGCCCCUGAUGGCCGUCGGUGUUUCCCUGGGCGGGAUCCUGGUACUCAACUACCUGAGUCAGAAGGGGCCCGAGGCUGGCCUGGCGGCUGCGAUGGCCUGCUCCGUUUCCUGGGACUCCUCUGAGGCCAUCUCUUCGCUGGAGAGUCCGCUCAACCGGGUCCUCUUCAACCAGCGCCUCACCGCCAACCUGCGCCAACUCGUUCGGAGACACAAGAAGGUCCUUGCGGAAAAGCUGGAUGUGGAGCAUGUGCUGAAGGCCCGCAGCAUCCGGGAGUUCGAUGAGCGCUUCACAGCUGUGGCCUUCGGCUAUACCUCCUGCGAGGAGUAUUACCGGAAAACCAGUCCCUGCUGGAAGGUGGACCGGAUCCGUGUGCCCGUGCUGUGCCUCAAUGCCUCUGAUGACCCCUUUUCCCCUCAGCAUGCCAUUCCCCUGGAGGCAGCAAAACGGGUGCCCGGCCUGGCGCUCCUGGUGACGGCACGAGGGGGCCACAUCGGCUUCCUGGAGGGCCUGCUCCCUCGCCACCAGAGCUACAUGGACCGCGUCUUCGCCCAGUUUGCCGGAGCUGCCUUCGAGCAUCGGGACGAACUGGCUGCUGCCGUGGCGGCCGGAGGGGCCCAGCGGGACUCCGAGCAGGAUUCCGGCAGCAAGAAUCCGAGCUCAUGAGCAGAGAGCCCUGUGCAUGUGUGCACGCAUGCAUGCACGCACGCGCACACAAAGAAGCACCAGCUCCAGUCCACGCCCAGAGAAGCCCUUGCAGGGAAGGGUCUGAGGGCUGGCAGCCUUGGCAACACGCCCGGUCCGGCCAGGCUCAGUUGCCACAAAAGGGUGACCACGAGAUCUUUGUAUCCCAAGAGGAACUAUAUUAAACAACAAAGGACCUCACAAGACACAUCACAAUUCUAAAUAAAGGGGUUUCAUGCAUUCAG
Pogona vitticeps (central bearded dragon) is the source of this 1448-nucleotide messenger RNA. Lineage: Eukaryota; Metazoa; Chordata; Lepidosauria; Squamata; Agamidae. The record is from RefSeq and is a predicted model, not a curated record.